CUUAUGCAUAUGCAUAUGCACCUAUACAAAUUUGCCUGGACAGGCCCUCGCUACGUCUAUGGUACAUGGCGUGGUAUUACGUCGGUAAUGCUAAUUUGAUUUUUAGUUUCACCUAAAUGAUGGCGCUUUCGUGUUGAUGUUCAGCUGUCAGCAUCGCCUUAAAGAGGUAAAAGUGAAUCUUACCGCGGCGCAGUUCGAUGAUACUUCAUGCGAAUUGCCAUUUUCGGAUUUUGCCCACAUUACAACGCAAGAACAUCCGCCACAUUGUCCGCCGAUAUGGAGGGACACCGCAGCGACGGCGUUAGCGGAGCGUAUCUCGCAGUUGCUGCCGGCAUUUUUGCGACCGGAGGCAGCCUUCUCGGCAAACUCGCUAGUGGCGUUGACGCGUUAUCAUUGCUAUCGUUGUUGCUAAAAGGAGCACUUCUGGUCUGUAUGAUCGUAAGCAACACCGUGGGAUGCACGUUUUUUGUCAAAGCGCUUCAUACUAGUGGAUCUUCCUUGCCGAUAACAAUUGCCAGCGCAGCUACAAAUUAUAUUUGUUCUGCUUUCGUAGGCUUCGUCGUAUUCGAUGAAUCCACAUCAUUGGUUUGGUGGUGUGGAACUUCCUUGGUACUUUCCGGCUUGAUUUUGAUCUGCUACGUUCCCGCUGAAAAGGACACUUCUGUCGAAGGGAAAUUGAAACAUCAAUAAUUGGCAACAAGCGCUUUUAUGUUAAAAGCGGUGAUAGUGAUAUUGUGAUUUACUUCAGUUUUUGUAUUAAAAUCAAUAUUUGUGAUUUUAUAUCGCAAAUAUUUAAUUAUUAAUGAAUAGAAUUAUUAAUAAUUGUAUACGCUUUAUUAUAAUAUUUAUCUACACUAAUAUUUUUGCUACGCAAUUUACAGAUAACUUUAAGAUGCGUAUCGAGAUAUAAUUUAUAAUUGUUCGGACAAGUGAUAUAAUAUACGAUGUUGUACGUGUAAUAUAUGAUAUCAUAUUUGUAAUAAUAUUAAUAUUAUGUAAUGUGAUAACAGAUCGACACAAUGCAAAAUUUGUACAAUAUAAACUAAGAUAUUCUAUCUAAUUAAACAGAAAAAU
Molecule: messenger RNA, 1074 nt
Organism: Linepithema humile (Argentine ant)
Lineage: Eukaryota; Metazoa; Arthropoda; Insecta; Hymenoptera; Formicidae
Product: transmembrane protein 42
Source: RefSeq, a predicted model, not a curated record